UCUGCUUUUCUGUUAGACUGACCAAGUCAACUCACAUAGGACAAGUUUGAUGAAACUGUAAAGUAUGAAGUUACCGCAGGGGCUUUUAGGGGAGAAGGGGAGAGGCAGCUGCAUCGAGGAGGAGAUAAGAUUCCAAGAGCCGUCGUCCUUCAUCUCUACAAAAUGCCAAUCUGCAAAGGAUACCUCAUUUUACCGAGAAGAUUGCGACCUGCAAAGAAAGCCCACUGUAUUUUGAAAACCGAGUUUCAGAUUAUCGAAAUAGGGCGAAAUAAGGCAAAUCCUUGUAAGUAUUGGCUGCCGGAAGGAAGGAGUAGACUCAGGGCUGCUCCAACUGCGCUGUCGAAGAGACAUGCUGAUGGUUCAUUGCCAAUUGAAGAUUUCAACAUAGUACUUGAAAAUCAGAGUGGGAAGAAAGUACAAAUGGGAUCGGAGACUGAUCAGCGGUAUGAUUUAAUCAGGGGCAAUCAUGAUGAGCCUGAUGUUACAUACCAAUGCAAAGCAACUGAUUAAAGCACAAAAUUACAAAGAUGCAAUGGAAGUGCUCAGCAUGGAGGAGGAGGCUUUCUCUCUGCGAUCCAUCGGUUAUUAAGCUGGUCGAUAAUCCUUCUAUACUGCAAAUCGAUAUGGUUUGGUGUUAUUUCAUGCUUAGAGACAUCAACUGGCUCUCAGUGGCAAGAAUUCGCCUUGAGAAAGCCAGAGAAGGUCUUGAACGAGCUCAUGGAAAGGACUCUUCUCGUGUUAGACUCCUUCAGGCAGGUCGUUAUCCAGAGCGUGCACUGUGACUACUUCUACUACAUAUCUGAAUGUUUGUCUACACUACGCAGGUCUACUUACUUUGUUGAUUCUCAUUAUAGAUAUUUGAUACUGGAGCUGCUGGAAGGGGUGGCGGCGUAUCACCGUGGUCAGGUUGAUAAGUCAAUGAAGGUGUUGACUUCUGUACAAGAGUUGUUCACCCAGGUUUGGAGCUUGCUGCUGAAGCACUAUGAGGAAAUGACAGUGGAGAAGGCAUUCGAUUUGACAAAUCCACAGACCAAUUCUUCCAUACAGCAACACCUUGAAUCGAGGAAAAGUAAACUACAGUGCCAAGCAGUAGAUGCUUCAGUUGAAGCUUUUGUACGCAUGGCCUUUGACAGAUCAUUAGCAGUCUUAGCUUUGCAGGGUGGAGGGACAAUGGACCAAGCAAUCUGUCCACUGCUCUCGGGACAGGCACCAAACACCACAGAUGCAGCUAACCAAUCUGAGGCAAUUCCUGCAGUCAAUGCUAACAACAAUAGUCAAUCUGAUGUUGCAAUUGACAUUGCAAAUUCUCUUGCGUCAAUGCUUGAUAAUCAAAAUGGUCAAGUUGGAGGUCCUUCAACGUCUAGUAAUGCAUCAGAGCGUGAUUCAGAAAUGGAAAGCCAACUUGCUGAAGAACUAGCACAAGGAGAUGCUUUCACUGACUAUGAUAUUGAAGUUACUAGACAAGGUGAAGUCAUAAGUGAGUACUUAGCUCUACUGAAUUCAGCGGGAACAAAGUGAAUAUCACUCUGCCAAUAAGAAUUGCGACUUUAACAACCAUGCAUGUACAUGUAUAAUAACAAUAGGUCAAGGAUCUAGUUAUGGUGAUGGUGUUCCAGAUGAUCAAUGUCUUUGAUCCGGCAUUUUCCCGACCGUUCCAAGACUAAUAUUGGUGCCAUGUAGUUUAUCUAACCCGCCUUUCACCAUUU
Molecule: messenger RNA, 1706 nt
Organism: Rosa chinensis
Lineage: Eukaryota; Viridiplantae; Streptophyta; Magnoliopsida; Rosales; Rosaceae
Exons: 8
Coding region: 718-1518 (266 amino acids)
Biological process (GO): regulation of ubiquitin-dependent protein catabolic process
Source: RefSeq, a predicted model, not a curated record